CGUGGUCUCUCCGCGGCGGCGGCGGUGGCGGCGGCGUCUUUUCUCCGCGAGCGGCGGCCGCCCGGGGCAUGACUCUGCCGCAGCCCAGCCGCUGCUCUGCUCCGGGGGGUGCGCGGGGCCGCCGGCCGCGGCCGUAACCUCGCCCCGAAGGGGGGGCCAGCCGCGGGGCGGGGAGGCCAGGAGAGCGCCGGGCUCCCCGGCAGCGCCCGCCCCUCGGAGGGGCCAGAAGGCGAGGGAGCGACUUUGGGUUAUUCCCCCCCCCCACCUCCUCCACGUUUCCGUGCUUAGCCCCCCCCCACCCCACCCCGGUGCUGCGUGCGGGGGGCUGGGACCCAGCGGCCGCCCGGCUCCCAUGGCCGGCUGGUGGAGGCAGCUCGCCGCUGCAGGUUGCUGAGGAGCGGACGGGGACGGAGCGCCCAGGACCGGGCGAGGACUGAAGAAAUGCUGAUUUCAGUAAUUUGCAAAAAAUAGCGUAUGGAUUUUUAGCAACUGAAGAACAAGAUAAGGUCUCGAGUCUGGAUAUUGGUUGUGGUUUUUUUAAAAAAAAAUUUAUGAUUAUUAUUUUUGAUUGGCUUUUUUCCCCUUCCCUUGUGGAUGUGAACUGAAGACCUACAGAGGAGUGCUGGACGAGGGAACAGGAGGACACUUACUUCAUUUUAUUUGGAAACACUCAUUGCCGCGGUACCUUCAAGUCAUAUUCCACAGUCAUGUGGUCAUCACAGCUGCUGUUCUUCACAAUGCUCUUAGCACCAGCAGUGCAUGCUUUCAGUCGUGCCCCAGUUCCUAUGGCCGUGGUCCGACGGGAACUGUCCUGUGAGAGCUAUCCAAUAGAACUUCGCUGCCCGGGAACAGAUGUCAUCAUGAUUGAAAGUGCCAACUAUGGGAGGACUGAUGAUAAAAUCUGUGACUCUGAUCCUGCUCAGAUGGAGAAUAUCCGCUGUUAUCUGCCAGAUGCCUAUAAGAUUAUGACUCAAAGAUGCAGUAAUCGUACACAGUGCGCAGUGGUAGCGGGCCCUGAUGUGUUUCCAGAUCCUUGCCCGGGAACGUACAAAUACCUGGAAGUGCAGUAUGAAUGUGUCCCCUACAAAGUGGAACAAAAAGUUUUUCUUUGUCCUGGCCUACUAAAAGGUGUAUACCAGAGUGAACAUUUAUUUGAGUCAGACCAUCAGUCUGGGGCUUGGUGCAAGGACCCUCUACAGGCUUCUGACAAGAUUUAUUACAUGCCCUGGACCCCGUAUAGAACGGACACCCUGACGGAGUAUUCUUCCAAGGAUGAUUUCAUAGCUGGGAGACCAACGACUACCUAUAAACUCCCUCACCGGGUGGAUGGCACUGGAUUUGUAGUGUACGAUGGGGCUUUGUUCUUCAACAAGGAGCGAACCAGGAAUAUAGUCAAGUUUGACUUGAGGACAAGAAUAAAAAGUGGGGAGGCUAUCAUAGCAAAUGCCAAUUACCAUGACACCUCUCCUUACAGGUGGGGAGGCAAGUCUGACAUAGACCUGGCGGUUGAUGAGAACGGGCUAUGGGUAAUCUAUGCAACCGAACAAAACAAUGGCAAAAUUGUCAUUAGCCAGUUAAACCCUUACACCUUAAGGAUCGAAGGGACGUGGGAUACAGCCUAUGACAAAAGGUCAGCUUCCAACGCUUUCAUGAUCUGUGGGAUUUUAUAUGUGGUUAAGUCUGUGUAUGAAGAUGACGACAACGAAGCCACAGGAAAUAAGAUAGACUAUAUUUACAAUACUGACCAAAGCAAGGAUAGUCUGGUGGAUGUUGCCUUUCCAAACUCUUACCAGUACAUCGCUGCUGUGGAUUAUAACCCCAGGGACAACCUCCUUUAUGUAUGGAACAACUAUCAUGUGGUGAAAUAUUCUUUGGAUUUUGGACCACUGGACAGCAGAUCAGGGCAGGCACACCAUGGGCAGGUUUCCUACAUUGCUCCACCAAUUCAUCUUGAUUCAGACCCGGAGAGACCGCCUUCAAAGGAAGUAUCGACAUCUGGGGCGCAUGGCAUGGGAAGCACCACCACCAGCACCCCUCUUCUCCUCACUGCCACAAGCACCGGGCGCACCACCACCACCUCGGCCGCGGGCAGAAGGAACAGGAGCACAAGCACGCCCUCUCUGGUGGUAGAUGUCCCCAAUGAAAUGACUACACCCCUUCCACCUGCCUCCUCCCAGCUCCCCGCUGUAGGGGCAGAGAGCUGUGAUGCUGUGGAAGCCCGUGAGAUCAUGUGGUUUAGGACCCGGCAAGGACAGAUGGCAAAGCAGCCCUGCCCUAUGGGAACAGUAGGUGUUUCAACUUUCCUGUGUGUCGCUCCUGAUGGGAUCUGGGACCCACAAGGGCCGGACCUCAGCAACUGCUCUUCUCCUUGGGUCAACCACAUCACACAGAAGUUGAAGUCCGGGGAGACAGCUGCCAACAUUGCCAGAGAGCUUGCAGAGCAGACGAAAAAUCACUUGAACGCUGGAGACAUCACAUAUUCAGUCCGAGCCAUGGACCAACUGGUGGGCUUGCUGGAUGUGCAGCUCCGAAACCUGACUCCAGGUGGGAAAGACAGUGCUGCGCGCAGUUUAAACAAGCUUCAGAAAAGGGAGCGCUCUUGCAGGGCCUAUGUCCAGGCCAUGGUCGAGACAGUUAAUAACCUCCUGCAGCCGCAGGCUCUGAACGCAUGGAGAGACCUGACCGCAAGCGACCAGCUGCGCGCAGCCACCAUGUUGCUGGACACAGUGGAGGAAAGUGCCUUUGUGCUGGCCGAUAACCUCCUGAAGUCGGACAUUGUCAGGGAGAACACUGACAAUAUCCAACUGGAAGUUGCAAGGCUAAGCACCGAUGGGAAUUUGGAAGACCUGAAAUUUCCACAGAACUUGGGCCAUGGAAGCGCCAUCCAGCUGUCGGCAAAUACGUUGAAACAAAAUGGUCGAAAUGGUGAAAUCAGGGUGGCUUUUGUGCUGUAUAACAACCUGGGUCACUAUCUCUCCACGGAGAACGCCAGCAUGAAGUUGGGAACAGAGGCCAUGUCAACCAAUCACUCUGUCAUAGUCAACUCCCCCGUCAUUACAGCAGCAAUAAACAAAGAGUUCAGCAAUAAGGUUUAUCUAGCUGAUCCUGUGGUGUUUACAGUCAAGCACAUCAAGCAGUCAGAAGAAAUUUUCAACCCUAACUGUUCAUUCUGGAACUAUUCAAAACACACGAUGACAGGGUAUUGGUCAAAGCAAGGGUGUCGGCUUCUGACCACAAACAAGACACACACCACAUGUUCCUGUAAUCACCUCACCAACUUUGCAGUCUUGAUGGCACAUGUGGAAGUCAAGCACAGCGACACGGUCCACGACCUGCUCCUGGAUGUUAUCACGUGGGUCGGCAUUCUGCUGUCACUCGUCUGCCUCCUGAUCUGCAUCUUCACCUUUUGCUUUUUCCGCGGACUCCAGAGUGACAGGAACACAAUUCACAAGAACUUGUGCAUCAGCCUGUUUGUGGCCGAGCUCCUCUUCCUCAUCGGGAUCAAUCGAACGGAUCAGCCAAUCGCCUGUGCUGUGUUUGCUGCCCUCCUGCACUUCUUUUUCCUGGCGGCAUUCACCUGGAUGUUCCUGGAGGGGGUGCAGCUAUACAUCAUGCUGGUGGAGGUGUUUGAGAGUGAACACUCGCGAAGGAAGUACUUCUAUCUGGUUGGCUACGGAAUGCCCGCGCUCAUCGUGGCUGUCUCAGCGGCCGUCGACUACAGGAGCUAUGGCACAGAUAAAGUAUGUUGGCUCAGACUUGACACCUACUUCAUUUGGAGCUUUAUAGGACCAGCGACCUUGAUAAUUAUGCUUAAUGUAAUCUUCCUGGGGAUUGCUCUCUAUAAAAUGUUCCAUCAUACUGCCAUCCUGAAACCUGAAUCCGGCUGUCUCGACAAUAUCAACUAUGAGGAUAACAGACCCUUCAUCAAGUCAUGGGUUAUAGGUGCAAUAGCCCUACUCUGCCUCUUAGGACUGACCUGGGCCUUUGGACUUAUGUAUAUUAAUGAAAGCACAGUCAUCAUGGCAUAUCUCUUCACCAUUUUCAAUUCCCUGCAGGGAAUGUUUAUAUUCAUUUUCCAUUGUGUCCUCCAGAAAAAGGUACGUAAAGAAUAUGGAAAAUGCCUGCGCACACAUUGCUGUAGUGGGAAAAGUACAGAGAGCUCCAUCGGCUCAGGAAAAACAUCUGGGUCACGGACUCCAGGACGGUAUUCCACAGGCUCACAGAGCCGGAUCCGUAGAAUGUGGAAUGACACAGUUCGAAAGCAGUCCGAGUCUUCCUUUAUUACCGGAGAUAUAAACAGUUCAGCUUCACUCAACAGAGGAGCCAUGGCUAAUCAUCUUAUAACCAAUGCUCUGCUUCGUCCUCAUGGCACUAACAACCCUUAUAAUACAUUGCUCGGGGAAUCGGCGGUCUAUAACAACCCUUCUGUCAGCAUGUACAACACACAAGAGCCCUACAGAGAGACAAAGGGGCUUCUGAACAAUGCCAGGGAUACAAGUGUCAUGGAUACUCUACCACUGAAUGGUAACCACGGCAACAGCUACAGCAUCGCCAGCGGCGAGUACCUGAGCAACUGUGUGCAAAUCAUUGACCGUGGGUAUAAUAACCACACCGAGACUGCCCUAGAGAAAAAGAUCCUGAAGGAACUCACCUCCAACUACAUCCCUUCCUAUCUGAACAACCACGAGCGCUCCAGCGAACAGAACAGGAACCUGGUGAACAAACUCGUCAACAACAUCGGCAGCGCGACCGAGGACGACGCCAUCGUCCUCGAUGACGCCACCUCCUUCAACCACGAGGAGAGCCUGGGCCUGGAACUCAUCCACGAAGAGUCCGACGCCCCCUUGCUGCCGCCAAGGGUUUAUUCCGCCGAGAACCACCAGCCGCACCACUACACCAGGAGACGGAUCCCGCAAGACAACAGUGAGAGCUUUUUCCCCUUGCUAACCAACGAGCACACAGAAGACCACCAGUCACCCAACAGGGAUUCUCUGUAUACCAGCAUGCCUGCACUGGCUGGCAUGCCCGUCACAGAAAGCGUUACCACCAGCACCCAGACCGACCCCCCCACGGCCAAAACUGGUGAUGCCGACGAUGUGUACUACAAAAGCAUGCCAAAUCUAGGCUCCAGGAACCACGUCCAUCAGCUACACACUUACUACCAGCUGGGGCGAGGGAGCAGUGAUGGUUUUAUAGUCCCACCGAGCAAAGACGGGACUUCCCCUGAAGGGAGUUCCAAAGGACCUGCUCACUUGGUCACUAGUCUAUAGAAGAUUAAGCAAAAAUGUAAAACAACCAACGUCCCCUCCCUCUUGUCCCUAACACCUGGUUUACCGUUCUGAGUUAAUACAAGCAGUGGUAAUAUUGUGCGUACUCCUAAAUCUUCGUGCUGUUCUAAAAAACAAACAAACGGUCAGACUUUUUUUUUUACUGGAAUUUUUAGGCCAGCCCGGGGAGAAUAAUAACUCAUGAAAUUCCACCCCUUUCCUCCCCUCCCUCUCUCAGACAGACUUCAUUAUGUUAAUGAAAGAGAUACAACAGAUAAUGGCACACUUCGUGGCCUUCUCAAGUUAUGCUGUGUUUGUUUAAACAUCCUUGAUGCUCUGUUGCUAUUAUUACUGAGGAGCUGAUUUAAAAAAAAAGAAAAGGCCAAAACGUGCGUUUGAAACUAGUAGAGAGGACGCAUCUCGGUGGGAGUGCUGCACAAAGAACAAACAACAACAAAAAAUAGCCAACCUCUUUAUUAUGAAUCUGUAUCACAUAAUGGUUUUUGGUCACUCACAACUUGAUUUAACUGCAGCGCGCUUAGCUGUGGGAGCAAACAAAACAAAAUCUAAUGAAACGGAAGGGAAUUCUAGAAUUAUAUAUGCUACACGCAUAUUUUAUGUUUUGCUGUAUUAACUGAUAAAAAAAACUAAUGGCAGAAAAAAAAAAUUGAACAAUUUCUAUGUAAUGUACAGAUACUAGCAUUGCACAUAUAGUCUGCUUUUUGUUCCUCCAGAACUUGCGUCCCUGUUAAUGUAGUGGAAGAAAAAAAAAACUUUUUCUGUUGUGCUGGUCUUGCAAAUUUGUCCACCAGUAGGAGCAAGGUUUUUCAUAAAUCCUUUUUUGCCAUUUUAUUCUUUAAAAAUGUCACUGGGCAAAAAAAAAAAAAACACAAAAAAACAAAACAAAAAAAAGUCACUUUCUAAGGCUCGUAUUCUAGUAAUACGAUCACAAAUUCUUUCCAACCGAUGGAAUUUUCUUUUCUCAUGCUUUCUCUUUCUUCAGUCGGUGUAUUGCCAACAGAAAUUUUGCAGAUUAGAGCAGGGCAAACUUUAUGUUUACAGUGCACAACUGAUAAUAAUAAUAAUAAUAAUAUGAAGCAUAUUUGGCAAGCCGUCCCUCACCCAGGCAGUAGGCACGGUACUAGAAGCCAAGAGAUCUCUUAUAGUUAUAGCUGGGCUUCUGCAUGUGAAAACAAUAUCCCUGUAGGAGUUAAGAGUCUUCAGGCCUCAGUCUGGUUCCCGAUCUAGGCACUUGUACUGCAGUGGUUAAAAAAAAGAAAUUUGACUGUCUUUUAACAAGAAUUUGAAAACCAACUAUUUUGACGUGAUUAAAAAAAUCCUCUGUUCGUUAUUUUCCUAACAGGGAAUUUAUUUAUUUGACAGGAUUUGAAGUAAUGUAGGCUUUCCGGAGGUAAAUUAGCAGCACAGAUUAUAAUUUUUUUUUAAUUUAUGAUCCAUUUUGUAUGGUCUCAAAGUUGAAUGACCUCAUUACUAAUAUUUGUUGUAAAAGUGAAACUUGUUUGCCAACCAAUAAACAACUGAUUAAGAUUUAGAAGAUA
Chelonia mydas (Green sea turtle) is the source of this 6826-nucleotide messenger RNA. It is a transcript of the gene ADGRL3, whose product is annotated as adhesion G protein-coupled receptor L3. Bases 708 to 5270 code for a protein of 1520 amino acids. The transcript is spliced from 27 exons. Gene Ontology annotation, molecular function: carbohydrate binding; G protein-coupled receptor activity. Gene Ontology annotation, cellular component: glutamatergic synapse; axon; cell-cell junction. Lineage: Eukaryota; Metazoa; Chordata; Testudines; Cheloniidae. Gene Ontology annotation, biological process: synapse assembly; brain development; cell surface receptor signaling pathway. The record is from RefSeq and is a predicted model, not a curated record.